Molecule: messenger RNA, 3251 nt
Organism: Tachysurus fulvidraco (yellow catfish)
Lineage: Eukaryota; Metazoa; Chordata; Actinopteri; Siluriformes; Bagridae
Gene: xrn2
Product: 5'-3' exoribonuclease 2
Exons: 31
Coding region: 168-3065 (965 amino acids)
Biological process (GO): nuclear-transcribed mRNA catabolic process
Cellular component (GO): nucleus
Molecular function (GO): RNA binding; 5'-3' RNA exonuclease activity
Source: RefSeq, a predicted model, not a curated record
CAUGAACCCGGACAUGAAUCUUGUGCUAUGCUAUAAACGUAGCCGAUUCGAUAACAUAAUCAACGCGUUGUCAUUUAUUUGUGGUAACGCUGGCAUUUUUUCUUGCUAGCGUCACUUUAGUUGUUUUUAACGUUCUUUUUUUUAAACAAGACUCAUUUUAACUGAAGAUGGGAGUCCCCGCAUUUUUCCGCUGGUUGAGUCGGAAGUAUCCGUCUAUAAUUGUACACUGCGUGGAGGAGAAGUCUAAAGAGUGCAACGGAGUCCGGAUACCUGUCGAUACAACGAAGCCCAACCCAAAUGAGGUGGAGUUUGAUAACCUCUAUUUGGACAUGAAUGGAAUCAUCCACCCCUGCACACACCCUGAAGACAAGCCUGCACCCAAGAACGAAGAUGAAAUGAUGGUCGCUAUUUUUGAGUACAUCGACCGGCUCUUCAACAUUAUUCGUCCAAGAAGAGUUCUUUACAUGGCCAUCGAUGGCGUUGCUCCUCGUGCCAAAAUGAACCAGCAGCGAUCCAGAAGAUUCCGAGCCUCCAAAGAAGGAGUGGAGCUUGUGGAAGAAAAAAAGAGAAUGAGAGAGGAAGUUUUGGAGAGAGGUGGUUACCUUCCCCCAGAAGAAAUAAAAGAGCGGUUUGACAGCAACUGCAUCACUCCAGGCACGGAGUUCAUGGACAACUUGGCCAAAUGUUUGCGCUACUACGUUGCAGACCGACUGAGCAAUGAUCCCGGCUGGAGAAAUGUUACAGUCUUUCUGUCUGAUGCCAGUGUUCCUGGAGAAGGGGAACAUAAAAUCAUGGAUUUCAUCAGGAGACAGAGAGCUCAACCCAGUCAUGACCCUAAUACACACCACUGUCUCUGUGGUGCUGAUGCUGAUCUUAUUAUGUUGGGUCUGGCAACGCAUGAGCCCAAUUUCACCAUCAUCCGUGAGGAGUUCAAGCCUAACAAACCCAGACCAUGUUCCCUGUGUGGACAGGUUGGACAUGAAAUUAAAGAGUGCCAGGGUGUUGCCAGGGAGAAGAAAGGAGAGCAUGAUGAAUUUGCUGACAGCCUGCCAGCAUCUGAGCAGGAGUUUAUUUUCAUUCGAUUGUGUGUCCUGCGUGAGUAUCUGGAGCGAGAGUUAACCAUGGCCAGCCUGCCUUUUCCCUUUAACUUUGAGAGAAGUGUUGACGACUGGGUUUUCAUGUGCUUCUUCGUGGGAAAUGAUUUUCUACCACACUUGCCGUCUUUAGAAAUCAGAGAGGGUGCCAUCGACCGGCUUGUGGGUAUUUACAAAGACGUUGUGCACAAGACUGGGGGAUACCUCACAGAAAAUGGUUAUGUCAACCUAGAGAGAGUGGAGCUCAUCAUGCAGGCUGUGGGAGUUGCUGAGGACAACAUAUUCAAAAAGCGCAAAGAAGACGAGGAAAAUUUCAAAAGGAGAACAAAGGAAAAGAAGAAACGCAUGAAGGCAGAACGAGGUCCUGCAUUUGUCACAGGAGGUCAGUUUGCCCCUCGUGCUUUGGGAGGACGAGACCAGCCAAUGCCUGUACACAACGCUCGACAUACAGCAUAUGAUAUGAGGAUGCAGGGCAUUAACUACCAGCAGAACAUGGAUGCUGCCAGUUCAUUAAAAGCCACGUUGAAAAAUGGGGGAAAGGAUCCCGCUGGGCCGAGCAACAGUGCGGACAGCCACGGUGUAAAGAGGAAAGCAGAAAACAGUGACAGCGAGCCAGAGCCUGAAGAUAACGUCAGGUUGUGGGAGUCUGGCUGGAAGCAGCGGUACUACAAAAGCAAAUUUGAUGUGGAUGAGACCGAUGAUGAAUUUCGUAAAAAAGUGGUCAAGGCUUAUGUGGAGGGCCUCUGCUGGGUUCUUAGAUAUUACUACCAGGGCUGUGCAUCCUGGAAGUGGUACUUUCCAUUCCACUACGCACCGUUUGCAUCUGACUUCAAAGACAUCACAGGCAUGUUCACAGACUUUGAAAAAGGGACCAAGCCGUUCAAACCUCUAGAGCAGCUAAUGGGUGUUUUUCCUGCUGCCAGUGGGAACUUCCUGCCACCAACGUGGAGGGAACUGAUGUCCAACCCAGAUUCACCCAUCAUUGACUUCUAUCCUGAAGACUUUGCGAUUGAUUUGAACGGGAAGAAAUACGCCUGGCAGGGUGUUGCUUUGUUGCCGUUUGUUGAUGAACUCAGGCUGCGGGCAGCCUUAGAAAAGGUCUAUCCUGAUUUAAGCUUAGAAGAAGUCAGAAGAAAUAGUCUGGGCAGCGAUGUGUUUUUUGUGGGCAAAACCCACCCUCUGUUUGACUUCAUCGAGGAACUCUAUAGGACAGAAACUAACGAGGGUACUGAGAUUCCUCCAGAGCUGUGCUUUGGUAUCCAAGGUACAUUAUCUCUCGACGAAGAUCCUAUUCUACCAGACAAACCUGUAGAAUCUCCAAUCCCGAUGUUGAGGGAUAUUCCCUGCAGCAGUGCAGUUGGAAUCAGGUUCAUGGAUCCACAGUAUGAAGACAACUAUGUGUUCAAGGCAGUCAUUCUUUCUGGGGCAAAGAUUCCCAAUAAAGUGUUGAAGCCUGGUGACUGGGAAAGGUCUAACAACCAACCAUGGAGGCCCCAAUUGGGCUUUAAUCGUAACCGCCAACAGAUGCACUUGGACCAGUCUUCCUUCAGGACACUGGGCCAUCAUAUAAAUAGCCAUCAACAAGGAGCAGAUCAGCAUGGCCACAGGCCUCCUCGAGUUGCCCCGAACAUGGGCGGGCAGUACAGCAAUGCCCCACCCCCCAGUACAUAUCGCCAAGGAAACUAUCGACCACCUCUUCUAGAUCACCAGCAUUCCAGGCAGCAGGGAUUUCUGAGAAAUGCACCGCCAGCUCACUCACAGCAGAGUCCAUGGCCUCAGCACAGUGGUCAUGGAUGGGAUCGUGCGAUGCAGUCUCAAGUCUCUGCAUACCAGCAUAACAUGCAUAGAGGUCGUGGAGGAGCAGGUGGCUAUCAGCAGCGUCCCCAGGAUGAUCGCAGACCACAGGAGGGUUAUAAUUCAUCGAGAGGUUAUGGUCUGCCUCCACCUGCAAGACGCUACAACUGGAACUGAAUGAUUGCCUUUUCAAAGGAGGAUUCUGUAUUCCUCUUUUUUUUCUUUAAACCUGACUUGUUUUUGGUGGGCUGUUGAUUUGUUUUAAAACAAAAGGAAAAAAACCUGGUUUUACUCAGUAUAACAGUUUUUAUGUACUGAUUUUUGUAAUUCCUGUUAAAUUUAUGAAAUACACAAUCAAAUACA